Messenger RNA from Drosophila ficusphila, 1270 nucleotides. RefSeq names its product putative mitogen-activated protein kinase 14C. Lineage: Eukaryota; Metazoa; Arthropoda; Insecta; Diptera; Drosophilidae. Gene Ontology annotation, biological process: intracellular signal transduction; protein phosphorylation. The record is from RefSeq and is a predicted model, not a curated record. Bases 50 to 1120 code for a protein of 356 amino acids. The transcript has a single exon. Gene Ontology annotation, cellular component: nucleus; cytoplasm. Gene Ontology annotation, molecular function: ATP binding; protein serine/threonine kinase activity.
UCAACUCGUAAAGAUCUUCGUUGACAGGUUUUUAUUCAAGGAAUACAUAAUGACGGAAUAUUCGAGAGUGGUAGUAAAAGAACGCGAUUGGGAGAUUUCAAACGCAUACGAGAUUGUUACAUUUCUUGGCGAAGGAUCUUUUGGACAGGUGGCCAAGGUGAGGGUACGUGGAACUGAAAAUUAUGUGGCCAUGAAAAAGCUAUUGCAUGCUUUUGAUGAUGAGGAGAACGCCAAAGGAACUUAUCGCGAAAUCCGUUUGCUAAAGCAUUUCGUUCAUCGCAACGUAGUUGGCCUGUUGAACAUUUUUUACCCACCAUUGCGAAAUCCUGUACGCUCAGUAAAUGAUUUUGAAGAGGUUUAUUUGGUGACUCAACUGAUGGAUGAGGAUCUUCACCGUUUUUCACGCUCUAAUAGGAUCUCCGACUACCACAUAAGAUAUAUCCUUUACCAAAUCCUGCGGGGUCUCAAGUACAUUCACAGUGCUGGCGUUCUUCAUCGGGAUUUGAAGCCCGGCAAUAUAGCAGUGAACCAAAACAUGGAGGUGCGUAUACUGGACUUCGGUUUGGCCCGCUUGUGUAGUCAAAAAAUGACACGUGCUGUGGGGACCCUCCGUUAUCGAGCCCCCGAAGUGCUUUUCUGCUGGGAAGACUAUACAAAAGCCAUUGAUAUGUGGUCUGUCGGGUGUAUCCUAGCGGAACUUAUUUCGGGUUAUGUCCUGUUUCCUGGUGGCCACUAUUUUAAUCAAUUGGAACACUUGCUAAACAUAAUGGGAAAUCCAUCUGAGAGAUUUAUGAGGGGAAUAACCAACAAGUAUUCCCUGAAGUACUUGGUGGAGUACCCUUUUCGGGAAAAACGCGACUUUCAUGUUAUGUUCCCGGACGCCAAUCCCUUGGCCAUCGAUUUGAUGCAGAAGCUGCUCGAAAUGGUGCCGGACGACCGGAUAACGGCCGAGGAAGCAAUGCACCAUCCUUAUCUAAGGGAUUUUAUUGAGCCACACCAUCACGACGAGGACAUCGCCCUGCCGUAUGAACAAAACUUUGAAAACAUGACACAAUCUGUAAAUUGCUGGAAGGAAUUAGUUUUACACGAAAUUAACGAUUUUGCUAAUAGGGUUUCCUAAGAAUUAUGUAUUUAUGUCUUGACAUAUCUAAAUGUAUUAUCAUUGGUUUCAGCAACAAGCAAUGCUACUAAAAAUGUUUUAUAAAAAUACACACAUAUGUUACGUUUAAGAAACUAAGAACUGCUUAAUAAAUAAAACGUUUACAAAGUU